AUGUCCAUAUCCAUGGCGUUAUUCUCGCCACCGAUCUCAUCUUCCCUUCAGAACCCUAAUCUUAUUCCCAAGAUCUCAUUCUCUCUCCUCUCCACCAAGCGUUUCUCUCUCGUCUCCGUCACUCGAUCUUCCUCCGACAACGGUACGACUUCACCCGUGACUGCUUCAGUCUCUGCAACCACCGUCGAGAUUCCAAAGCCUGUAGAGGAGGUUCCGGUUAAAUCUCCGGCGGAAAGCUCCUCCGCCUCUGAAAACGGCAUCGUUAAAGGUGAAAAGUCCGAUUCGACUACUACUGCGACGGCUAUCAAAUUCGAGGAUGCGAAGUGGGUUAAUGGAACUUGGGAUCUGAAAAAGUUCGAGAAAGAUGGGAAAACAGAUUGGGAUUCUGUAAUCGUUGCUGAGGCAAAGAGGAGAAAAUGGCUUGAAGAUAACCCGGAAACAACUACCAACGACGAGCCUGUACUCUUCGAUACCUCGAUUAUUCCAUGGUGGGCAUGGAUGAAGAGAUACCAUCUACCAGAAGCCGAACUUCUCAAUGGUCGUGCUGCGAUGAUAGGGUUCUUCAUGGCUUACUUUGUUGAUAGUCUUACCGGUGUAGGACUUGUCGAUCAAAUGGGGAAUUUCUUCUGCAAAACACUCUUGUUCGUGGCUGUAGCUGGAGUUCUUUUCAUCCGCAAGAACGAAGAUUUAGACAAACUCAAGAAUCUGUUCGAUGAGACAACGUUAUACGACAAGCAAUGGCAAGCAGCUUGGAAAGAGCCAGAUUCUUCAUCAACUGUUUCUUCAAAGAAAUGA
Messenger RNA from Arabis nemorensis, 795 nucleotides. NCBI's taxonomy places the organism in Eukaryota, Viridiplantae, Streptophyta, Magnoliopsida, Brassicales, Brassicaceae. The record is from the annotation of a GenBank genome assembly.